AUGUCCAACCCAACCCCCAAGCAGGCCCCCUCCCUCGGCCUCCCCAAGAGCAACUCCACCUGCAAGGUGUCCAUCCUCGACACCACCGCCGAAAUCACCGUGCCGCCGCACAUGCUCGUCGAGCCCGAAAUCCCGGGCCACAACUGGCUCAACCUGCCCGACUACAGCUUCCACAUUAAGCAUGAAGCCAGCGGCGCCGAGCUCAUCUUCGACAUGGGCAUCCGCGUCGACUGGCAGAACUCGGUGCCGGCGAUUGUCGACCUGUGCGGCAACCAUGUGCCCGGGAUGAAGGUGUCGGAGGAUGUGCCGGAUAUCCUCACCAAGGGCGGCGUUAAGCUGGAGAACUUGAAGGCCUUUAUUCUUAGCCAUUGGCACUUUGAUCAUUGCGGAAACAUCUCUCGUCUCCCCCAGUCCGUCGACCUGAUUGUCGGUCCAGGCUUCAAGGACGCAUUCCUCCCCGGCUACCCCACCAAGGAAGAGUCGCCCUUCUGGGAGGCCGACUUCAAGGGCCGCAAUGUCAUCGAAGCCCCGUUCAACACCAAGAUUGGCAAGUUUCAGGCUUGGGACUACUUUGGCGACGGAUCGUUGUAUGUGUUGAACGUGCCGGGGCACGCCACGGGCCAUGUGUCUGCUCUUGUGAGGACGACGCCGGAUACGGCGGUGUUUAUGGGUGGCGAUGUCUGCCAUUUUACUGGAGAUAUCCGGCCGACAGAGUAUGUCCCACUACCGGAUCCCAUCCCGGCAAAGGCGCAGCUCGACAAACGCCUUCCGCACCCUUGCCCGUGCUCGGUUUUCACGGCGUGCCAUCCCAAUCAAGAUGCCGCAAGGACGACCCCCUUCUACAAGUGCUCCAGCGGCCCAACCUCGUUCUACCACGAUCCGCCCACCGCAAUGGAGUCCAUCCGCAAUCUCAUGGAGUUCGACGCCGACCCCAACGUGCUGGUCAUCAUCGCGCACGACACCGCGCCCCGGGAGGUCAUGGCGGGCUCCUUCUUCCCCAACGCCACCAUCAACGACUGGAAACAGCGCGGCUGGAAGGAGGUGAUGCAUUGGCAUUUCUUGAACGAGAUGCCUGUGGACGGCAAGACGGGCAGAGAGCCGAUGGUCGAUGGGUUGUAUCGGGAUGGAAAGCGGGUCAAGGAUUUGGAGGGCAAUGCGGUGUAG
Messenger RNA from Neohortaea acidophila, 1164 nucleotides. Its product is annotated as beta-lactamase-like protein. Bases 1 to 1164 code for a protein of 387 amino acids. The transcript has 4 exons. NCBI's taxonomy places the organism in Eukaryota, Fungi, Ascomycota, Dothideomycetes, Mycosphaerellales, Teratosphaeriaceae. The record is from RefSeq and is a predicted model, not a curated record.